CUACGGGUGCUGCAAGGCCUGGGAAGAGUUUCGAUGUCUCUAGGGUGGCUAGAGCGUCCUCGCGCGCUCCGUCGCGCUGCAGGUGACGGCGACCGGAGGCUGUCGGGAAGUAGGCGGGGUGACGUGUGGUGGACGAGCUCGGCGGCGGGUUUGCUGAGAUCUGUGGCUGGCCGCAGCUGGUGCGGGGGGCGGCCGAGAGCGAGAGGUGGAUCGGGGCGGUGUGUGGCCGGGGCCAUGACGGGCAAUGCCGGGGAGUGGUGCCUCAUGGAAAGCGACCCCGGGGUCUUCACCGAGCUCAUUAAAGGAUUCGGUGAGAACCAAGGGGACCGUCCUGGGCCUGGGGUCAUGGGAGGAGGCCCAAGCUGGGCAUGGAGUGGUUCCCUGCGGCCACCGCCGCCUCGCAUCUGGAGAGGUGACUUCAGGAACCUGGAGUCCGGGUGGGGGAAAUGUAUGUUUUCUGCCCUCAGCUCGAGACAGUCGUUUCCACAUUUCUUUAGGAAAGUGGAUGAUUUCAUUAUGUAUGAGAUGGAGCAGGGUUUGUCACUAAUUUGUAUUUUGUUUUGUAGGCCAGUUCAUGGGUUAAUUUUUCUUUUCAAGUGGCAGCCAGGAGAAGAACCAGCAGGCUCUGUGGUUCAGGACUCCCGACUUGACACGAUAUUUUUUGCUAAGCAGGUAAUUAAUAAUGCUUGUGCUACUCAAGCCAUAGUGAGUGUGUUACUGAACUGUACCCACCAGGAUGUCCAUUUAGGCGAGACAUUAUCGGAGUUUAAAGAAUUUUCACAAAGUUUUGAUGCAGCUAUGAAGGGCUUGGCACUGAGCAAUUCAGAUGUGAUUCGACAAGUACACAACAGUUUCGCCAGACAGCAAAUGUUUGAAUUUGAUACAAAGACAUCAGCAAAAGAAGAAGAUGCUUUUCAUUUUGUCAGUUAUGUUCCUGUUAAUGGAAGACUGUAUGAAUUAGAUGGAUUAAGAGAAGGACCGAUUGAUUUAGGUGCAUGCAAUCAAGAUGAUUGGAUCAGUGCAGUAAGGCCUGUCAUAGAAAAAAGGAUACAAAAAGACGGGUUUUCACCAUGUUGCCCAGGCUGGUCUCAGACUCCUGAGCUCAAGCCAUCCGCAUGCCUCGACCUCCCAAAGUGGUACAGUGAAGGUGAAAUUCGAUUUAAUUUAAUGGCCAUUGUGUCUGACAGAAAAAUGAUAUAUGAACAGAAGAUAGCAGAGUUACAAAGACAACUUGCAGAGGAGGAACCCAUGGAUACAGAUCAAGGUAAUAGUAUGUUAAGUGCUAUUCAGUCAGAAGUUGCCAAAAAUCAGAUGCUUAUUGAAGAAGAAGUACAGAAAUUAAAAAGAUACAAGAUUGAGAAUAUUAGAAGGAAGCAUAAUUAUCUGCCUUUCAUUAUGGAAUUGUUAAAGACUUUAGCAGAACACCAGCAAUUAAUACCACUAGUAGAAAAGGCAAAAGAAAAACAGAACGCAAAGAAAGCUCAGGAAACCAAAUGAAGAGGAUGUUUUGGGAUGUGUACACAUUUCUGCUUCUGCACAUAUUUUCAUGGAAAUCAUUAUGUAUAAAGAACUUUGAGCGACAUCCUAAUUGGCUCAGUGCACGUUUGGCGGUAGUGCCAGCCUGUCUUGUCUUUAAUGCAUGGAUUCAUAAACUUCUUCCCUACCUGCAUCAUGUGCAUGUAGUGCAUAUUAAAUGAAAGCGAUAUUAAGAGUGCUUACCCAAAUUCCAUUAUUUGACAUUGAAUCUGAGAACUGUUAGUUUUCUGGAUGUGUAACUACCAUAUGAACCUAGAAAAUUCACAAAUGAUACUCCUUAUCUGUAAUUUAAAUACUUAAAAUUUGCAAUUGUCAGAUCUUAAUGAAAUUGGAUGUCUUAUUUCUUCUCAUCAUUAAUGGAAAAAAAAUCAGUAUUUCUAUCUUUGAUAUCUGAGUGUUUUGAGGAUUUUAAAACUGAAUUUUAUCUGCUAUACCAGUUAUUUGAAAAAGUAUGAUUUAAAUGUAAAUCAUUUAAAAGGGACAAAAGUAUAAUUUCCAGUGAUUUUCACUGCUGUCAGUAGAAAAGUAAUAAACAUCUCAAUUUUAUUUUAGUAAUUUUUCUUCAAGUGUUUGGGGUUAUUGGUUUAUGUAGUAGAGAAUUGUUUCAGGAAGGUCUUGAGUAUUAUGCUUCAAAGCAAAAUUUCAGGUUAAGAAGAAAUUGUAAAUCUUAAAGAAUGUUGGUGUUACUCUCAAUGGAAUACUUUUUCAGGCUCAUAAGCUGUAUAUAAAAAAAUUGGAGGUUUGACAGUUCAUGCUAUCUGCUUUUUUAAAAAGAUAGUAGUGGUGAUGGGGGAUCUUUCUAUGCCAAUUUGAAUAAAUUUCGUACAGCCUGCAGUUUCCAAGAGCCAUAUACAAUUUGCUUACAAUUAAUUUUUUAAAAUUGAUUUUGGGAGUUGCUUUGUAAUAAUCUUCUUUCUUUUAAUCUUCCUUUGCAAGUCAGACUUUAAAGAAGACUUUAUAAAACUUUCUUUUUUAAAUGAAAUAAUCUACUUUUUUCUUUAUCAAGAAUAUUUCUGGGGUUGAUACAUGACUUUUUAACAUUAUUUAUUGUAAAAUAAAUUUAGCAUAAUUUAUUUUAUGAGGGAGAACGUGUACCCAUCUUCCAGUUUCAGCACAUGAAUUUUUAAGGAUUGUUUUUAAGCUUGGUGAUUGUGGUAUUAAAUGACUUAGAAUAAUGGAGAAAAACCUGAUGGGAAAUUGAUAGAAAAACUAAUGAAAUAUUUUUCAUACAUAAUUUCAUUUGGAGGUAAUGAAAAAUGUAGUUUCUCAGUUAUUUGUGGGUAAAUAUGUUUUGCUCUUGAUACAGUAAUAAUUAUGGAGUGUUUUCAAAGCCAUGAUAUAAUUUUUAAAAAUGGAUUUUUAAGGAAGGCUCAUCUUGAUCCCAUUCAUUUAUUUCAGCUUAAUUUAUAUAUCCUUUCCUAUUGAGGCUUACAUUUUGUUAAGCAAUGUGAGGAUUAUUGUGGUAAGUUAUAUUUAGUAGUCAAUACAAUGUGAUACUAGCACUAGGAUUGCCAAUGGCAAUGGAAUAGAAGAGAGAGCCUGAAAACAGAUCAACAUUUAUAUGAUCACUUGAUUUCGACAAAGGUGGCAAAACAAUUCAACAGAGAGGGAAAGUCUUUUCAACAAAUGGAGCCAGAAUAGCUGAAUAUCCAUAUAGAAAAAAAUGAACAUGACCCCCUACCUCACAAAAAUGACUUUGAGAUGGAUCAUAGACCAAAAUGUGAGUAUGAAGCUUUUUAACUGAAAACAUGGUUGAUUAUUUUAGUGACUUGGGGAGUUAGUCAAAGGUUUCUUAGGUCACAGAAAGCAGUAGCCAUAAAAGAUCCAAAAUUAGAGCUUAUCAAAAUUGUCACUGAAAAUGUUAACAAAAGUAAUAUCAAAUGACAUUUGAAAAAUAUCUUUGUAAAAUGACCAUGUUAAUAGAUAUAAGGAUUUUUUCAUAUUAAUCUAACAAAAUUCCUUAAUAGGAA
This is a messenger RNA of Piliocolobus tephrosceles (Ugandan red Colobus), 3506 nucleotides long. It is a transcript of the gene UCHL5, whose product is annotated as ubiquitin C-terminal hydrolase L5. Gene Ontology annotation, cellular component: Ino80 complex; cytoplasm. NCBI's taxonomy places the organism in Eukaryota, Metazoa, Chordata, Mammalia, Primates, Cercopithecidae. Gene Ontology annotation, biological process: ubiquitin-dependent protein catabolic process; protein deubiquitination. The coding region runs from base 34 to 1497 and encodes 487 amino acids. The transcript is spliced from 12 exons. Gene Ontology annotation, molecular function: cysteine-type deubiquitinase activity; proteasome binding. The record is from RefSeq and is a predicted model, not a curated record.